Messenger RNA from Loxodonta africana (African savanna elephant), 2976 nucleotides. RefSeq names its product CDKN1A interacting zinc finger protein 1 (gene CIZ1). NCBI's taxonomy places the organism in Eukaryota, Metazoa, Chordata, Mammalia, Proboscidea, Elephantidae. The coding region runs from base 239 to 2860 and encodes 873 amino acids. Gene Ontology annotation, molecular function: nucleic acid binding; zinc ion binding. The record is from RefSeq and is a predicted model, not a curated record. The transcript has 17 exons. Gene Ontology annotation, cellular component: nucleus.
GGGAGCCCGGGAGCCGGAGCCGCCCAGCCCGCGUGCGGCAGGCCCGCAGCCCUCCUUUCCCGAGAGGGCGACGCGAUUGCUGAGGGGGUGCAGGGAGGAGGCUGUGCAAUUCCCGCGGCAAAAGCUGCGCGGGGAGGCGAGGUGCGGGGGACUUGAAGCGGGGUGGGGAAUUAGGGACAACUUGAAUGGAGGCUGCGGACUCUGCGGGCGGAUUGGGACUUCAGGAUUUGAUGCCGCCAUGUUCAACCAGCAGCUGCCGCAGCAGCAGCAGCUCCAGCAGCAGCAGCAGCAGCUCCAGCAGUUGCAGCAGCAGCUCCAGCAGCAGCAGCAGUUACUGCAGCUCCAGCAGCUGCUCCAGCAGUCCCCCCCACAGGCCCCCCUGCCCAUGGUGGUGGGCAGGGGGCUCCCCCAGCCGCAGUCACAGCAGCAGCUUCUGAAUCUCCAGGGCACCAACUCGGCCUCCCUUCUCAACAGCUCUGUGCUACAGAGAGCUUUGCUUUUACAGCAGUUGCAAGGACUGGACCAGUUUGCAAUGCCACCAGCCACGUAUGACAGUGCCGGCCUCACCAUGCCCACAGCAACAUUGGGUAACCUCCGUGGCUACAGCCUGACAACCCCGAGCCUGACAGCCCCCAGCCUUACACCCCCACAGCUGGCCACCCCAAAUCUACAGCAGUUCUUUCCCCAGGCCACUCGCCAGUCCCUGCUGGGCCCCCCUCCUGCUGGGGUCCCCAUGAACCCUCCCCUUUCAAGGCGGACUCCCCAGAAACAGGCACGUACCCCCUCUUCCACUACCCCCAGUCACAAGGAUUCUUCUUCUCAGACGAUGCCUGUGGAAGACAAGUCAGACCCCCCGGAGGGGUCUGAGGAAGUGGCAGAGCCCAGAACCGACACACCAGAAGGUCAAGAGUCUCCCCACUGCCCAGAUGGCAUCGCUAAGGAGAAACGCAUGCCAGCACCAGAGCCGGAGCCUUAUGGGGCUUCACAGCCACCAGCCAAGAGGCUGAAAAGCUCAGAGGAGCCUGCAAAGAAAGGGCCCCCAGGGCAGCUGCAGGCAAAGGUCCAGCCGCAGGGCCGGAAGACAGUACCAAAGCAGACACAGACACCUGCGCUGCUGCCUGAGCCUCCAGAAGCCUGCAUGCCACCACGAUUCCCACCACGGGUUCUGCAGAUCCAGGCCAAGGUGCAGCCACAGACUCAGCCACAGACGCCACAAAUGGACACCCAGGUGCAGCCAAAGCUGCAGAAGCAGGCACAAACACAGACCUGUCCAGAGCACUUAGUGCCUCAGCAGAAGCAGGUGCAGCCACAGCUGCAGGAGACAGAGCCACAGAAGCAGGUACAGACGCAGGUGCAGCCAGAGGCAUCUUCAUAUCCCCCAAAGCAGGCGCAGCUGCAGCUGCAGAACCAGGCACAGACACAGACGUAUCCACAGGUACAGAUCCAGCUGCAGACACAAGCACGGCCAAGGGUCCAGCUGCUGGAACAGCCACGGGAGCAGCCACCUGAGCAGCCUCCAGUAGAGUUGCCAGCGGAGCAGACCCAGGGACAGCCUCAGACCCAGCCACAGGUGUCAGUGCCAGUGGAGCAAGCGCCGGUUCCAGUUCUUGCCGCGGCGCUGGACACACUGCCUGAUGCAGUAGAAGCUGGAGAAGGCCUGGAGGAGGUCUCACCGGGGCCAGAGAAUGCCCAGGUCAGCGUGGAGGAAAGCCAGGAGGAAUCUGCCAGCAGCCUGGAUGUGGGAGAAUGUGAACAAAGAACUGGAGAGAUGCUCAGGGUGUGGGGUGCUGGGGGCUCCCUGAAGGUCACCAUCCUGCAGAGCAGUGACAGCCGGGCCUUUAGCACUGUACCCCUGAACCCUGGGCCCCGUCCCAAUGACUCCACGUCCACCACCCCUGCUGCCACCAGCGCGCCUUCCAAGCAGACCCUCCAGUUCUUCUGCUAUAUCUGCAAGGCCAACUGCACCAGUCAGCAGGAGUUCCAGGACCACAUGGCAGGGGCCCAGCACCAGCAGCGGCUUGAGGAGAUCCAGCACAUGAGCCAGGCCUGCCUCCUGUCCCUGCUGCCUGUGCCCCGGGACGUUCUGGAGAGAGAGGAGGAAGAGCCUCCAUCCAGGCGCUGGUGCAACACCUGCCAGGUGUACUAUAUGGGGGACCUGAUCCAACACCGCAGGACACAGGACCACAAGAUUGCCAAACACUCCCUGCGACCAUUCUGCACUGUGUGCAACCGCUACUUCAAGACCCCCCGCAAAUUUGUAGAGCAUGUGAAGUCCCAGGGACACAAGGACAAAGCCAAGGAGCUGAAGACACUUGAGAAGGAGAUAGCUGGUCAAGACGAAGACCACUUCAUCACGGUGGAUGCUGUGGGCUGCUUCGAGGGUGACGAAGAAGAGGAAGAGGAGGAUGAUGAAGACGAAGAGAUUGAGGUUGAGGAAGAGUUCUGCAAGCAGGUCAGGUCCAGAGAUAUGUCCAUAGAGGAGUGGAAGGGCUCAGAGACCUACAGCCCCAACACCGCGUAUGGCGUGGACUUCCUGGUGCCCGUGAUGGGGUACAUCUGCCGCAUCUGCCACAAGUUCUACCACAGCAACUCGGGGGCACAGCUCUCCCACUGCAAGUCCUUGACCCACUUUGAGAACCUGCAGAAAUACAAGGCGGCCAAGAACCCCAGCCCCACCACCCGGCCCGUGAGCCGCCGGUGUGCAAUCAACGCCCGGAACGCCUUGACUGCCCUGUUUGCCUCCGGAGGCCGCCCACAAAUCCAGCCCAGCACACAGGACAUGGCCAAAACCCCCACCAAGGUGACAGCCCAACCUCCCCAGCCCCCACCACCCCGGCGCUCUACCCGCCUCAAAACCUGAUAGAAGGAGCCUGCGCCCAGCCCAGGUCUGCAAUACUUUUUAGAAGUCUGCUUGGAAACUCUUACAUGGUUGGUGUUUUUACUUAAAAUGCAAUAAAAGAAGGUAGUUUGGCUGUA